This is a messenger RNA of Chilo suppressalis (striped riceborer), 2690 nucleotides long. Lineage: Eukaryota; Metazoa; Arthropoda; Insecta; Lepidoptera; Crambidae. The record is from the annotation of a GenBank genome assembly.
GACUUGUCUAAUAGAUAAGAGAUUUUAUCAUAAUAAGAUGUUAAGUAUCACAAUAAUUUAUACAAAGCUGGAAAGUUUUUGCAGAUCCCAGAAGUAGCACAAGUAUUUUUUUUAAUUCUGUGAGUGAAACUGAAAUAGACUGUAAUAAUAAGGUGAUACAAGCAUUUUUAAUUUGAAAUUUAUUUAUCGACUACCGCCAAGCGCAGAUCGAAAGGCGACAAAACGCUGCGAGUGCUUUGUUCAAACGGGCAAGUGAACGUGACCAUCAAGCAGCAUUUGAAUUGGCGAGUACACUUGCUUAAUCAACUUUUAUUUCUUAUUGUUCCUUUGAAUAUAUUUUGCAAUGCCUUUUAAAUGUGCGGGUUGUUAUCAAAUAAUCUCAAACAGAGAGUACCUUACAUGUUCUUAAUGCACAAACAAAUAUGACCUAAUAUGUGAAAAUGUUUCAAUUCAGCGAUUUCUCAAUACAUUGACUGCAGAACACAAAAAAACAUGGAAAUGUCAGGCUUGUUAUUACAAAAUACCUAAAUCUGAUCAUGUGAAUACCCCUGUCCGCUCUUCAAAUGCUGCUGAUAUCGCAGUAUUUGGAUUUUUUUUCCAACAAAUAACGACAACAUCACAAAUAGAAAGAAAAACAUUCACUCUGUGAAUGAUUCAACAUCUACCCUAAGUCUCUUGAGUGAUAAUGUCGACGCAAAUGUCACAAUUACUGAUGAAAGGAAGAGCGCAGUAAAUAAAGAACUAAUGCAGCAAUUGAGCGAUAUAAUAAUUUUACGACUCAAAGAAAACAACAAAUCGAUUGUAGUAGAACUCCAAAAUAUUAUCGCAGAUGAAAUAAAUAAGGCAUUGGAAAUUUUUAAAAAGGAUAUAAUAGUAGAAAUAGAUAUAAUCUCAGAACAAAGUAAUCAAAGGAAAUUGAACAUAUUAAGAAUUGACAUUGAAAUAGAAAAUUUAAAAGAAGAAAAUGUUAAGCUAAGUAAUGAAAUUAAAAAUAUUGAAAGAAAAAUUACUACUAACACAACAGAAAAUAAUGGAAAGAAGUUAGUUAUAUACGGCCUGGGAGAGUAUGGUCAUGAAACAGAACAGGACUUGUAUGGCAGGCUGAUACAUAUGUUUUACGAAAUAUUAAAUAUAGAUAUUCGAGAUGCAAUUGAAGAAGUAUAUAAGAUUGGAAAAAACUUUAAUACAAAACGACCACUAUUUCUAAAACUCGUCUGUAAGAAAUUGGUUAAGCACAUAAUAGAUAACAACAUUUAUAUUCGAGGGACUCAAAUAUAUAUUUCAGAAUUCUUAGACGAAAAUUCCAGAAGAGAAAGAAGAAAACUAAGACAUGAAAUGAUUGCCGCUAGAAAACAAGGAUUGCAUGCAGUAAUUAGAAGUAAUGAAUUAUAUAUUGAAAGCAAGAAGAUAAAAAUCCAGCAGAAUUUAAUUCCAAAACGAUAACGAUAAACAAAUAUUUACAGUGAAGAGAGUACCGGUACCGACAGUUAACGAAAAAGAUUAAAAACAUUAUAAAAUACACAAACAACAUCAUUAGCCAUCUAAGGCACGAUCACCAUCAUGGAAUUUGAAAAAUUCGCUACUACCAAACUUAAAAGUCAUCUCCCAAAACAUACAGAGUAUCGGAAAUAAGUUGGAUUUACUGGAACAGCUACUGGAUAAUACAAACAGAUAUCCUUUUGCUGUCAGAAACAUGGAAAUCGAAAAUUUUAUGGACACGAUAAUUUUGACAGGUUUUAAAAUACCAUCCUUUUUCUGUCGUAAAUACCACGAAGGUGGGGGUUGUGUAUUAUAAUUAGGGAUACUAUAGAAUAUAUAGAGAGGAAAGACAUUGUAGACUUAUCAAGAGAAUAUGUAAUAGAAUUUAGUGCUAUUGAAAUGCCAGCGUUGAACUGUAUUGUUAUUAGUUUAUACAGAGCAAAUCGACAUAUAGAUAUAUUUAUGAUGAAUCUAUUAUUGAAAAAGCUUAGUAUUAAAGAUAAAAAUAAACAUUUAUUUCUUGCUGGAGAUUUCAAAUUAAACAAACUAAAAAUCUAUUAAAUUUAAUGCAUUCUUUCAACUUACAGUCAUUAGUUAAUGAACCUACUCGAGUCUCUAAAUCAACAGCCACUAUAUAUAUAUAGAUCUAGCAUUUACAAAUGAUAUAAAUGAGAUAGAACAUUUAUUGUCAAUAACUAUGACAUUAAAACACAAUCGCGAUUAUAAUAAUAUUAAUAGUAACACUUGGUAUAAAGAAAAAAGACUAUUUACAACUUCAAACAUUCAAGCUUUCAAAACACAAAUAUCUAAAGUAAAUGAGCAGGAUGUAUUUGAUGAUGACAAAACAAUCAAUGAUUAUUGAAACAAAUGAUAUUUGAAUAAAUUGAUACCUAUCAAUAAAAUCAAAAUUAAACAGAAGUGUCGUAAGUCAUGGUUAACAACUGGUUUAAGAAAAUCGUGCAAACAUAAAAGAAUGUUAAAAAAUAUUCUAAAUGAAACAAACAGUAAAUAGUUUAAUACCUUUAAUCACAUAUUGAAAAGAAGCAUCAAAAUUUCAAAAAAAAAAAACGAGUAUACAAGGCAAAUAAAUAGAUCAGAAAAUAAGUAUAAACCAUGUGGAAUAAAUUGAUACCUAUCAAUAAAAUCAAAAUUAAACAGAAGUGUCGUAAGUCAUGGUUAACAACUGGUUUAAGAAAAUCGUGCAAACAUAA